UAAUUCAAACUGAAAGCAGAGGAGUUUUCCUGUGUGUCAUUGGGUGUGAAACUUGAUGCCAGUGCGCCUUGGUACAGACUGUUCUGCGUUUCACAAGCGUCUUUUUGUCAAGAGCUGAAUCUGCAGAGAACAUGGGGAAGACUCUGGUUGCCACAGACAUAGCACAGCUUGGACAUGAGGCUACGUCAGCCCCUGCAUUGUAGUCCAGCAGAGUAAGGAUGGAGUGGUUGUUCCAGAGGUUAUGUUUCACACUAUGUGCAGACUGUCUGUACUUACAGAAGAUAUUUAAAACCAAACAGACUUUUUUGCAAAAUUUUGAUUCCAGUGGAAUCUGUGCUUUAGGUUUUUGUCUUGUCAAUUAACUCCUGAAGCAAUGCCUGUACAAGCUCCACAAUGGACGGAUUUUCUCUCCUGCCCGAUUUGCACACAGACUUUCGACGAAACCAUCCGGAAGCCCAUCAGCUUGGGCUGUGGCCACACUGUCUGCAAGAUGUGCCUCAACAAGCUCCACCGUAAGGCAUGUCCCUUUGACCAGACCACUAUCAACACAGACAUUGAACUCCUUCCUGUGAACUCAGCCUUGCUGCAACUUGUGGGUGCUCAGGUUCCUGAGCAGCAGCCGAUUACUUUAUGCAGUGGAGCUGAAGACACCAAGCAUUAUGAGGAGGGCAAGAAAUGUGUGGAAGAAUUGGCAUUGUACCUCAAACCACUCAGCAGUGCAAGAGGUGUGGGUCUUAACAGCACUACCCAGAGCGUGCUGAGUCGUCCCAUGCAGAGGAAACUUGUGACAUUAGUCCACUGCCAGCUGGUGGAGGAGGAAGGGCGCAUCAGAGCCAUGCGUGCAGCACGGUCACUGGGUGAAAGAACAGUCACAGAGCUCAUCCUCCAGCACCAAAACCCUCAGCAGCUCUCCUCCAACCUCUGGGCUGCAGUGAGAGCCAGAGGCUGCCAGUUCCUUGGGCCAGCCAUGCAAGAGGAGGCUCUAAAGCUGGUUCUGCUGGCUUUGGAAGAUGGAUCUGCUCUGUCACGAAAGGUCUUGGUUCUCUUUGUGGUGCAGAGACUGGAGCCACGAUUCCCUCAGGCUUCCAAGACUAGCAUUGGGCAUGUUGUCCAGCUCCUUUACAGAGCCUCGUGCUUCAAGGUGACCAAGCGAGAUGAGGACUCCUCCCUGAUGCAGCUGAAGGAGGAGUUUCGGACGUACGAAGCUCUGAGGAGGGAGCACGAUUCGCAGAUAGUUCAAAUAGCGAUGGAAGCGGGGCUGCGCAUCGCGCCAGACCAGUGGUCCUCGCUCCUGUAUGGAGACCAGUCUCACAAAUCCCACAUGCAGAGCAUCAUUGACAAGUUGCAGACCCCAGCCUCGUUUGCACAGAGUGUUCAGGAAUUAACUAUUGCUCUUCAGAGGACUGGUGAUCCAGCUAACUUGAAUCGUCUUAGACCUCACCUAGAGCUCCUAGCAAAUAUUGAUCCCAGUCCAGAUGCUCCACCUCCAACAUGGGAACAACUGGAAAAUGGACUAGUUGCUGUGAGGACUGUGGUUCAUGGCUUAGUUGAUUAUAUCCAGAAUCACAGCAAAAAAGGAACAGAUCAACAACAGCCCCCUCAGCACAGCAAGUACAAGACAUACAUGUGCCGAGACAUGAAGCAGAGAGGAGGAUGUCCCAGGGGGGCCAGCUGCACCUUUGCACACUCACAGGAGGAGCUGGAAAAGUUCCGUAAAAUGAACAAGCGUCUCGUUCCCAGAAGACCCCUUAGUGCCUCCCUGGGCCAGCUGAACGAGGUGGGCCUGCCUUCAGGAGCUAUCCUCUCAGAGGAAGGGGGAGUGGACUUGCCCAAUAGGAAAACUUCUGCUCUGCCAAAUGGAAUUGUGUCAACAGGCAGCACAGUGACACAACUGAUUUCUCGAGGGACUGACUCCGGCUAUGAAAGUGCCCUGAAGCCGGGGAAGAUGGACCACCUGAGUAGCAGUGCCCCUGGAUCCCCUCCUGACUUGCUGGAAUCUGUUCCCAAGAGCUCUAUUUCUGCUUUGCCAGUGAACCCUCAUCCUGUGCCUGCUCGGGUGCCAGCAGAUCUGCCCUCGGUGUCUGUCACCAAGCAGCUGCAGAUGGUACCACGAGGGUCUCAGUUGUACAGUGCACAACAAGCAGAUAUGUUUUAUCAAGACCCCAGAGGGGCUGCCCCGUCGUUUGAGCCAGCACCCUACCAGCAAGGAGUGUACUACCCCACUCAGUCCAUGUCUCGCUUUGUCCGACCUCCUCCCUCAGCGCCUGAGGCGGGCGCGCCGUACCUGGAGCACUACGGGCCGUACCUGCCGGAGCGGGUGGUGAGCCCGCAGUACCCGCAGCCGCAGGGCUACCCGGCCCUGGCACAGCCCAUGUACCCCCCGCACUACGACGGCCGCCGCGUCUACCCGCCCGUGCAGCCCUACCAGCGCGAGGACGUGGUGCGGGGCAGCCCGGUGCCCAUCGACAUCCCGCAGGCCGCUGUGCCCCUCUACGUGCCCGAGGCCAGAGACAGAUACCAGCAAACAGAGCCUUAUUGCCCAGUGGCUCCGCAUCUUGGUCAGAUCAGACCUUCGUGCCACAGGCCUCAUGUCAGCCUGGAUGAACUUCACCGACGAAGGAAAGAGAUCAUGGCCCAGCUGGAAGAGAGGAAGGUGAUUUCUCCACCUCCUUUUGCACCAUCACCAACCUUGCCUCAUCCUUUUCACUCAGAGGAGUACUUGGAUGAAGACCUGAAGGUAGCUGGGAAAUACAAAGGAAAUGACUACAGCCAGUACUCUCCCUGGUCCUGUGACACCAUCGGCUCCUACAUUGGAACCAAAGAUGCAAAACCCAAAGAUGUCGUGGCAGCAAGGAGUGUGGAGAUGGCGAACGUGGACAGUAAAGCCAUGCGUGAGCAGCGACUGGACAUGCAGCGCCGAGCGGCCGAGGCGGGCGACGACGACCUCAUUCCGUUUGGAGACCGCCCGACGGUGUCGAGGUUUGGGGCCAUCUCCCGUACUUCCAAAGCCAUGUACCAGAACUCUGGGCCCAUGCAGGCCAUGGCAGUUCAGGGAGCUGCCACCAAAUCCAUCAUUUCAGACUACAGUCCUUAUGAAACCCACGGUGGCUGGGGAGGCUCUCCAUAUUCUCCUCAUCAAAAUAUACCUUCUCAGGGACGUUUCACUGACAGGGAGAGGCUGUCCAUGUCGGAUGUGGCUGGUCAUGGGAAGCAGUUGCCCUCAGCCGACCGAGAGCAGCAGCUGCGCAUGGAACUGCAGCAAGUUGACCACCAGAUCAGCCAGCAGACCCAAAUGAGGGGGCUGGAGGCUGUUAGUAACAGGCUGCUGUUGCAGAGAGAGGCGACUACCCUGGCAGGCCAACCACAGCCCCCACCCCCACCUCCCAAGUGGCCUGGGAUGAUCUCAAGUGAACAGCUGAGCUUGGAGCUACACCAGGUGGAAAGGGAAAUUGGGAAGAGAACCCGUGAGCUGAGCAUGGAGAGCCAGUCUUCACUGGAUAUGAAAAACAAGCUGGGCACCACUAAACAGACAGAAAAUGGACAACUAGAACCACAAAACAAGGUUCCAGCUGAGGACCUUACACUGACAUUCAGCAGUGAUGUUCCGAAUGGAUCAGCUUUGACCCAAGAGAACAUUGGCCUCCUGUCAAACAAUAUGGCAUCUCUCAGCCUGUCAGAGGACCCCGAGGGAGGAGGAGAUGGCCAUGACUCCCAGAGAGGGGGAGUGACACCCACAUCUGCUCCAUGAAGCGAGGCCAGCUCACCCUGGAGUUCCUUCUGCUGGGGUGUUGGCAGCUUCCAUCUUGUGUUUUUUUCCAGGGAUGAUUGGAUAAACCCAGGAGCAGCAGUAGUAGCAGAGCAGCAGGUCCAGAGGCAAUGUGCACAAACACAACUACUAGAAACAAAUCCUGCACAUAGUUCACAUUAACACAUUUUUUAAUUAAAAAAAUGAAAAUUAGCAGUAUCUGCAAGCAAUUCAAAUUAAAUUUGUUUUUGUUCUGUGAAUGAACUUUAUUUUAAUAACUUUGGACGCCUUGAAUCCCAGGGCUUAAAAAAAAAAGAUAUUAUAUAUAUAUACUCUGUUUGAUUAAUUGUAUGAUCUUAAUGAAGUAGGUUUUCUUUUAUUUUGGUAUUAUUACAUACCCAGUGCAUAAUUCCUUAUUACCUUACUAAAACAAUUUGGCCACUUCCUUGUAUGGUUUAAGGGUAAACAAGGAAUGAGGGUUGGAGAGUAGCUGUGAAUUGCAGUGUCAAAAGAUGUGCAGCAAACUUCAUGCUUAACACAAUUCCUCCCAUUGUGGCCAGGAACUUAACCUGAGCUUCUUGCUUCAAUUGCUGAAUUUAAACUAAAAAUGGCAGAGUCUUUGCAAAGGUGUGGUCCUUUUUAAAAGCUGGCAUUAAUUAAGGUCUGUGUGUUAGAAUCUGACACCUGAGUAUCAACCUGCAGCUUGUCAGGGCUGCAGUGAAUCCACCCUGGAUUCCUGUUUCAUGGGGGAAGAGUUGCACCAAAGUAACCACUGAAGGUGCAGCACAGAUCUUGCCACAAGUAUUGAGAAGUAAACUUUGCCUGAUGGAUCUAAUACUUCUCCAAGUAGACACAUGGUGGGCAUAGGCCAGAGAAACCAUAAGUGUCUUUUGAUUAUUUUUUUUAGAUUAAAGAUUUUGUUCUUGCUGCACAUUUUUUUUACUUUUUUGGCAUACACUGAGGUAAGAUCCUGCAUAUGCAGACCUCUUGAGAAUGAUUUUUCAAGUGCUGCUCCCUCUACCUUCUUGGCCUGUCCUCAUUUUUUCUUUCUGGGUUAGACUACUAAGUGGGAAAGCACUGGUUAUGUAAUAAAUUACUGCAUUGCUUUGGUUGGGUAAAGCAAGAGUUAAUAAUUUUCUUGGGUUUUAGUUUUUUUUUCCUUAACCUUAACUCCUGCUGAGGUUAUAGCAACCUUGGGCUAAGCUUUGCAUUCAUCAUACUGUUAAAUAAAACAAUAGGGGGGUGGGAGGGGAUACAGUCUCACUAUUGCCUACCAGUAGGAGAGUCCAAACAGAAGACUCUUUUGAGUAGCAAUUAUUUAAUUUGCCCAGUCAAGGCACCGCGUUUAUAUACUAUUUCACAUUGAAUUUGAUUAUGCCCUACAGACCUGGCUGGUCAAGGAUUUGAUACACAUAUUGGCUUGGGAUUCGAGCUUUCUUUUUUAUUUAAAUAAAAAUUUAUAUAUAAAUAUAUAUAUACAUAUAUACAUAGUUAUAUCUGUAUAUAUAUUGGGUAUGUUUUAAGAAUUUUUUCGCAUGAGCGCAGCUGUUGUGAUCAAAUGUCUGGGAGGUAGAAGCACUGAAUGAAAAUAAAAACAUUUCUCAGCACACCCCCCCACACUUUCCAUGUGUCUUAACACAGGUUUAUUUCCCUCUUAGUUGAACUUUGGCCUCUUAAUUGCCUGGAGUAGUUUGAAGCUUGCUUUUUUCUAACGCCUCUUUUAACUUUUGGCAAAGAAUCAACUUUGCACUGAAACAGCUUCAUCUCCCCCUGCCCCUCUUCAUCUGUAUCUCCUACUUGAAGCCAAGCAUUCCAGCCACUCCCCUCAGAGCUGAGCAGAAGUGGGGUGAUGAAGCUGGGAGCCUGUCAGGUCUGCUCCUCCCUUCUCAGCUCUGGGCAUGAGGAGGAUGAAGGUCUUUUCCUGGCUGGCUGCUUCCAAGUCACCUGGCACAGGCCCUGGGCCCUCUCAUCCUUCAGUGCAGAGCACCACCCUCAGGUCAGCCUUCUCUUAAUUUGAAUUAGUUGGCUCCUUCCUGCUGUGUCUUUAUUAACACAGGGAGCUCAUCUUAGUCAAGAUAAUUAGUGCAAUAUUCUAAUCUAGGAGGACAAGCCCAGAAUGUGCCUUUUUUUGACUGUAGUAAUUGUGGAUGUAAAAUUAAUUUUGAAAGGUGGUUAUGCUAGAUUGGACAUUACAGAUUCAUUUGUAAUUCUAGGAAGAAAAUCUAGAGGGGCAAAAACCUCUUUACCUUUUAUUUCCUAGUUCCCUCACCAGGUUAGGGAUUAUUCUUUUCUCCACAUUUUCUCCUGGAAUUCUUCAGUAAGCACUAUUUAAAUUGCUGGCCUACAUAUGAAUGCUUCCAAAAUCUGUGGAUUAGAAGGGGGACCUUACUGGGUUUUUUGUCUCCUGCAUCCAGCUCUUUGUGCUGUACUUUGUGCAUAACGUCCUUGUUGAGAUCAGUGUGUCCAGGUGAAUGCCCUGUUUGCCCAAAAUUAUAGUUUGGCUUGUUAAAUAGUUUGCUUAGUAUCUACUAACAGUAUUGAUUUUCGACUUUGUUCCAUCCCCUCUUCCUCUUAAAUCUUUUCUGCUUUUUUUGCAGAAGUUUAGUUGAUUAAACAACUAAAACAGCAAAAUGCAGUGCAUGCUCUUAAGUUUUUUUCUGGAAACUGCACCUUUGUGGAAAAACUGGGAGACCCUGGGGGACAGCUAGCUCUGUAUGUAGUGGCAGCAUUGAUGUUUACAGCUAACAAGCAUGAAAAUGUCUGGAGUGACUCUGUCUUGCUAAACUCACUCCUGUAGCCCAUCAUUGUCCCAGUUGUACAGGAAUUCUGGCCACCUCAGUGAAAUUUGUCUUGGCUACCAAGUGGUUUAGUUCCUUCUGUUGGGCAAGAAGCAGUAUUACCAUGGUGUCAGGUGCAUCCUUUGGUAGGUGGGUUAAGUUUUGUGCUGCACCAGACAGCUCUGGGUUUCAGCCAGAUGGACAGCAUGGACAAACCUUCAGAAUAGGAAGCUUCAAGUGGUAGGUUGAGCUUCAGUGUGUCAGUGAUUCAGUCAGUAUAUAGAUGAUGUCUGUUUAUUCUGUGGUGUUAUUUCCCUCCUUCUGUCAACAUCUCAUCUGUCUGUCCUGUGACCUAGUUCUUUUUUCUUACUAACAGAAGUUUAAACUUUUUCUUCUGCCCUUCUUGCAUGCUGUCCUAUUUUAGAGUAGGACUUUUUUUUCUGUAGAUCAGAGCACCUUUCAGGCUAGCAGCACUUUUAUCCCUGUUCUUCUCAAGUUCUUCUCUGUAUAGUUUUUUCUGAGCCGUCUCUCCCCUUUUUGUGUCUCUUUCUCCUGUGGCUUGCCCAUCCACCCUCCCUGAUUGUGUAACAGUGACAGCUUGCUGCCUCAAAACAGAGCAUUCAAAUGAAUUCGCUUAGCCAAUAACUUCUGUGAAGUUGCCUUUUCUAAUGGUGUUAUUACUCAGUGAUGCACAAAUGUGAUAUUGCCCCUACUGGUAGGCAAACAGGGGAUCUGUAUAAACAUGGUAAACUGCUGUUUUUCUUUAAAGGAGAGCCAAAGACUUGUGCUUUACACUUUUUUUCCCCUGGUGUAGCCAUUUUGAUUGUCAGACAUUUGUGUAGGGUAUUGUGAGUUGACUGUAUUAUCCUAAUAACAAUUUCCAGAAGUUAAUGAUUGUCAAGCCUUGCCCAUGCAUUGAAUUGUGAAAAAUCAUUCCAUUUAGUCAUACAAUUUGCAAUGUACUGAGAUAUAUCUGAAGUGUUGUGAUGUGUUUUCAGUCUCUCAUGCACUCUCUCAGCUGACUGAAUGGCUCAUUUAGAGAGGGAGAAGGAAGAAAGAAAUGUUAUAAUCCAAGAAGCCUUGUUUUUAAGUGUUUCUAAAUUGAAUACUGAUUGAAAAUUUCUUCAGUUACAGUAAAAGAUCAAUCUGUGUUACAAAUGUGACUGACUUUUAAGUCCACUGGGAUGGAAAAGAUUUGUGAAACACUAGCAUUGCAUUAAAUUAGAUGUGGAAGAACCAAA
Messenger RNA from Passer domesticus (house sparrow), 7763 nucleotides. It is a transcript of the gene RC3H1, whose product is annotated as ring finger and CCCH-type domains 1. The transcript has 20 exons. Gene Ontology annotation, biological process: protein polyubiquitination; nuclear-transcribed mRNA catabolic process, deadenylation-dependent decay; ubiquitin-dependent protein catabolic process. The coding region runs from base 374 to 3748 and encodes 1124 amino acids. Gene Ontology annotation, cellular component: cytoplasmic stress granule. Gene Ontology annotation, molecular function: double-stranded RNA binding; mRNA binding; metal ion binding. Lineage: Eukaryota; Metazoa; Chordata; Aves; Passeriformes; Passeridae. The record is from RefSeq and is a predicted model, not a curated record.